CGUUCUCGGCGGCCGGGCCGCGUGGUUUUGCGCGUUGCAUUGCGGGAGCUCCUUCCUUUCCUCGCUGCCCGGCCAUCUUGGAGGUGCCUCUCUGGUAACGGCAGAGUCGACGUGAGCCGACAGGAUGGUGGCCGCCAAGAAGACGAAAAAGUCCCUUGAGUCCAUCAACUCUAGACUUCAGCUGGUUAUGAAAAGUGGUAAAUAUGUACUGGGAUACAAGCAGACUCUGAAAAUGAUCCGACAGGGCAAAGCCAAGUUGGUCAUCCUAGCCAACAACUGCCCAGCUCUAAGGAAAUCAGAAACUGAGUACUAUGCUAUGUUGGCCAAAACUGGUGUGCACCACUACAGCGGUAACAAUAUUGAAUUGGGUACAGCUUGUGGAAAGUACUACAGAGUGUGUACACUUGCCAUCAUUGACCCAGGUGAUUCUGACAUCAUUAGAAGCAUGCCAGAGCAAACCAGUGAGAAGUAGAUAUUGCUGAACUUUACAUUUUGUGUAAUAAAACUGGUUACAAAUCUA
Molecule: messenger RNA, 520 nt
Organism: Zootoca vivipara (common lizard)
Lineage: Eukaryota; Metazoa; Chordata; Lepidosauria; Squamata; Lacertidae
Gene: RPL30
Product: ribosomal protein L30
Cellular component (GO): cytosolic large ribosomal subunit
Molecular function (GO): structural constituent of ribosome; RNA binding
Source: RefSeq, a predicted model, not a curated record